Messenger RNA from Letharia columbiana, 879 nucleotides. RefSeq lists its product as uncharacterized. The transcript has 5 exons. The record is from RefSeq and is a predicted model, not a curated record. Bases 1 to 879 code for a protein of 292 amino acids. NCBI's taxonomy places the organism in Eukaryota, Fungi, Ascomycota, Lecanoromycetes, Lecanorales, Parmeliaceae.
AUGCUGGACGCUGUCGAGCCCAUGAACGGCGCCGCAUGGACACAAUGGAAGACUCUACACCAUCAAACCAAGGACCUGUCUCCAUGGCUGACCGAAGACAUCCGAGCUGAGCACCUACGGGCAUCAAAUCAUAGAGAACCCUCAGCCUCUCCUCCAAAACAUGCAUUCGCGCAGAUAUGGGCGAGCGUACAACAGCGACGCUGGAAGGUGUUGGCUGUAGUUGUAGCCAUAUGCAGCCUGUGCAUUUUAGCGGCUAUCCCUGCUUAUCUACCAGCAAAACAGCCAUCGACAGAGCCAGUGCCAGCGCCUAUACGAGUGCAAGGAAUCGCAACGUUCAACGACUACGCGGCUCAAGGGGAUACAGUAUGCUCCAAUGCGAACAGAUCUACCACCGCAGAUAAUACUGACAUCUUCGCCGCCGCCGCCGGUGACAUUAGUAGAGAUAUCUCUACUGGCUUGUGCACCGGUAGCCAACCGAACAUGGACUUCCAAUACAAUACUAGCGUCUGCACAGCAAACGGUGGCCAAUAUCCAUCCUCCAAUUACAUCCCGCCAUCCUGUCCCCCAGUAGCAGUACAGUGCGGCACCUGCUACCGCGUCGACAAUAUCGGCUUAUACGGCUCUUCUUCCAACGACCGAAUUUAUGGAAGUGUUAUCGUCGAGAUAGUAGACGCGUGUCCGGCCGGGAGUGCGCAGAAUUACUGCAAGACGGACGUGCCGGCCGAUGAACGAUGCGGAAGUAAUCAGACCAACAGCUUGGACAUCGAUGUCAGCGCUUACCAAAAUCUCACCGCGGGGAUGAACGGGGGUGUGGUGUGGGAUACGAGUCAACCGAACCUGAGGAUUAACAUCACGCUGGACGUGCCAUGCCAUAGUUGA